This is a messenger RNA of Quercus lobata, 1499 nucleotides long. RefSeq names its product HAD superfamily, subfamily IIIB acid phosphatase. The transcript is spliced from 6 exons. The coding region runs from base 438 to 1370 and encodes 310 amino acids. The record is from RefSeq and is a predicted model, not a curated record. Lineage: Eukaryota; Viridiplantae; Streptophyta; Magnoliopsida; Fagales; Fagaceae.
UUUUCAAAAGGAAGCUUCGUCUUAGAGAUAGACACAAUUAGAGAGAGAGAGAGAGAGAGAGAGAACGAUUAUGGCGAAAUAUCUGUACUGUAGUUUUCAAGUGCUUGGUUCUUUUUAUUAUCUUCCCUCUUCCAGAAAUCACUCUUCACUGUUUCACUUAGGUACUCUUUCUCUCUGGCACGCCAACUAGUUUGACUGAUUGGUUAGCUUCUAUUCUUUGUUUAUUGUUUUAUUGCUGGGUGACUUGUGGAGCUUGUCCGUAGAAGCAUUUGCUCAAGCAAAAUAAAGGACAAAGAAAUUGAGAUGUGGUACUGAUAGCUUUUAGCAUGGUAAAAGAAGCUGCAUGUGGUCCUUCUAUGAUCCAGAACAGAUGUGGAGAUUUGUAUGUGCAUACUAUUACUACUUGUGCCGGUGAUUGUUGAUUAAAGUUAGAAAUCAUGUCUGCAUAUGCGCAUCAAAUGGAGCGGGAGUACUCCGCCCAGAAUCUCUCCAGUAGAGAAAAUACUGGCACAGAGGUGGGAAGCCAUUAUGAGUCAGGGUUCUACAUGACAUCUUUUGCUGCAACAAUCUUCAUUGGUGCACUUGUAGCUGUUGGGAUUUUAUUAAUUACUUUGCUGAUUGCAUUAACUGUAAUGUUGCAAUCUUGUCAAAGUAAGAGUUCAGGAGUUGUUGAAGUUCAGAAAACAAGUGAUGAUUACAAUGGUUGCAAGGCUUUUGCUCUGUAUGCAGAGCUCAACAGCUUGCAAGCAGAUGAAUUCCUUUCAUUUUGCAGGAUUCCUGCUAUUCAGUAUAUUAGAGCAGGUCAAUAUGCAAGGGAUUUGAAUUCUACCAUGUGGCUGGUUCAGAAUUAUUUCAGUAGCAUUACACCUCAAAAUGAUGGUCUUGAUGUUGUAUUGAUCGACAUAGAUGACAUUCUUACCUCAAAUCCUCACCAAACCAUUCUAAUAAUGCACAGAUUUGAUCAGUUUGGUUGUAGUGAUUGUGUCGAAGAGGCUAAGCAUCUGAAGCACCUACUUAUCCUUAGAUUAUACAUGAAACUUCAAGCUAGUGGGUGGCCUUUAAUUUUGUUGACAAGAAAGUCUGCGAGAGAACAAAAUGCCACUGUAGAGCAUCUUAUUUCUACAGGAUUCAGUGGUUGGGUGUCAUUGAUAAUGAGGUCAGACGAUGAAGUGCAUAUGGAUAGCUGUGAUUACUUUUCAAGACGAAGGGCAGUAAUGCAAAAAGAUGGCUUCCGUAUAACAGGUGUUAUAAGCAGCCAUUUCGAUGCUUUAACAGGCCCAUAUUUAGGAAAGCAUGUUUUUAAGCUUCCAAAUGCUAUAUAUUACGACUUUGAGCAUCAAAUUGAGAGCACAUAUAGACCAAAAAAAUAGGUCAUGUCUAAAGGUGGAACCAUUAGUUUGUUCUUGUAUUGAUUAUUGUGACUGUAAAAAAAAACAUUAUUGUCAAAAUUUUGUUAAUAUUUGUUCACAUUUUUUGUGUGUAUCAGUUUAUAAGAAACA